Molecule: messenger RNA, 10440 nt
Organism: Ostreococcus tauri
Lineage: Eukaryota; Viridiplantae; Chlorophyta; Mamiellophyceae; Mamiellales; Bathycoccaceae
Product: UBA-like
Exons: 1
Coding region: 1-10440 (3479 amino acids)
Biological process (GO): positive regulation of protein catabolic process; protein polyubiquitination; proteasome-mediated ubiquitin-dependent protein catabolic process
Molecular function (GO): protein binding; ubiquitin-protein transferase activity
Source: RefSeq, a predicted model, not a curated record
AUGCGGUCGUCGUCAAGGCGAGACAGAUGGAUGACUGACCGGAAGACGUCGCUCGACGCGGUGACGGUGGCGCAGUGCCCGGAGGCGAGAGCGAUCGCGGAGGAUUUGUUGACGACGGAACUCCCGGGAGGGGUGGCGCGAAGAGCGCCGUUCGCGUGGAGGUACGGGAAGUGCGACGCGAGGCACUGGAGCGAGGCGCACGGACGCCUGGCGACGUACCUGAAGGAAGCGGCGCGGGACGCGCGUGGGGAGAGAGGUUUGGACAGGGAAUGGAGCGAGCGGACGUUCGCUGGGGUGAAUUGGAUCUUGGACUUUAUGCGGGAGAUCGUGGAGCACGCGGGCGAGGGCUCCGCGGUGUUCCCGCACGGCGACGCGGCGGUCCCGUGGUUGGAGACGCAUCAGACGUGCGAGAGCGCGCUUCGCUUACUCGCCGCGGCGACGCGAAGAUCUGUCGUUGGAAAAACGAUGAGGCAUGAAUACUUCACGUCGGACGCGUUCAAGAGGGUGCGAACUCUGCUGUCGAUGAUUGAAGAUAGCAACCUCAACACCGGCGAAGAGUACAGUAUUCUGGAUCCAGACAUACACACUGAAGAGCUUUACGACAAUGGACGUCAUACGUUCUCUUCUGAGUUGUCUUGUCAUUUCACCGUGACUUGGGAUCCGGACAUGAACGGCGGGUCGUUGACGCUUUCAGCGUAUUACGGUGAAUUCAAUUUGCCAAUCGUUCCCGAACCGUUGCACUUUGAUGUCGAGAUCGCCGCCGGAGAAUGGCCGGACGAGCAGAAGAUGCUGAACGAUUUAAUGCGUCGCGCGGAUAAAAUGGUACAAUCGGACUUUUGGGCAGCGCCGUUGGAGAAGUGGGGGAUUUCUCACGAGGAAUUUGCAAACGGCGCGGCUCUCGCAAUUUUUCAAGCAAAGAUGCGGACAUGGAAACGGGUUCUCAGGAGCACGCGAGAGGGACGGGAGACGUGCGCUUGCCUGGCAGUUCUCGCGCAACAGAUAAUCAUUCAUUUAGGCAAGACUCAAGACGCGACUGAGUUCGAUCGGUUCACGGAGAACGCGCAGACGCACGUCAUCGUGCUGUUAGAGCUCAUGGAAAACAAUUUAGCUUUGAAAACCUCGUCAAUGCUUCGACGGGACGCCACAAACUGCAUGAGUGCGUUUGCGAACGAACGAGUAUGUGGAUUCCACGUGUGCCAAAUCCUCAGACGGGCGGCUGGGCGGGAUUCUUUGUAUCAGUGCGUCUCGACUAUGGCGUCGAAUCUGCUCUCGGCUGGUGAAAGGGGGGCGCUUAGCUUCGAUCUCAUUCGAGAUGCGCGAAGUCUCAUGCACCUCAUUGGUAUUCUCAGCACCUCGACGCCAGGGUGCGCGGCGAUACGAGAUGCGAAUUUACUCCCUCUUUUGGUAUCGAUGCUAAACUUGGAGCGCGCCGAGGCGGUGCCAGUAACCGUAGACGUGGUGCACACGAUAGAGUCUUACUUGGAUUUUCAACCGAAUACAGUGCCGGCAUUCAGAGAUCUGCAAGGCGUGGAACUGAUAUCGAAGCGAAUGCGGCACGAGGCGCUCGCUUGUGUCGAGGAAUUGAAAAUUGCCGGAUGUCUCGAUGAGAACGGUGAUAGAAAACGCAAAGCGGACAGCUUAUCUAGCUUAGAACACGCCGAGGCGUCGUGCGCUCCGUCGACUAGCGAGGUACCGCGAAAGUACGCCGAUUAUGAUAGACGCGUGUUGCUCAAAGCGCUCAUGCGUACUUUAGCAUACACGAGCUUUUCUCAUGGAGGGACGCGGACGCGCAUUCCGGGACUCGCCGAUGGCAGUCUAACGGACACGCUCGCAACAAUUCUGAAGUAUCCCCUCAGGUUCGGUCCAGGGGUAUCGUCUUUGGCUGCUAACCUGUUGUGCGAUGUCAUUCACAACGAACCAACGUGCUAUGCAACUCUAGAUGACGCCGGGAUCAUAGAUGCAUUUCUUAAACUCAUAACAGAGACGAUGUGGCCGCUCGGGCGUGGGAAGCAUAUGGCGAAGGUACUCUGUGCGCUACCCACGACGAUCAGCGCCAUCUGCUUGAAUGGAAAAGGGCAAGAGAAAGUUUUACAGACAUCUGCGCUCAUAUGUUUUCGGAAGAUGUUUCAGGAUGCCUCGUUCCCGUUGAACUCUGACACGGCAAAGGUGGUCGGGUCCGGCAUAAACGAGACGCUCCGACACAGUCCUGCGUUGAAAGAUGUUGGCGUGGAUAUCGUGACCAAGAUAUUAGCGGACCUACAGACGGCAUCUCAUAAGACUACUAGUGCAGAAGGAUGGUACGAGCACGCGUUUGUGUCGAAGGAGGUCGUCGAACAAAUGCCGAUUGUCAAAGCGAUGCAUAACGUCGCUAGAUUCUUGGAUGGUAUUCUUCAAACUUCACACGUAUGCUCACCUAUUGUCCAAGCUGGUGGUUUAGAGUCGGUGCUUGACAUAUUCACUUGCCCAAUGCCGGUCGAAUUCAUGCAGUGUUCGAGCUAUCAAGCCAUUUGUGUCGCGUGCAAAGCACUAGUCAAUCCAAUCGAUGGGCACGUUGUGAACGGUAACCCGCUGGAAAGCCAGGAUAAUCUGAUGCGCGCGUGCAGAAGCGUGAUUAAGAAAGUCGUGCUUUCAGCGGAGAGGCUUAGUCAGGAGCUAAUGAGAUUCUCCGAUACGAUAAGUCGAGAUGGGCGUAUAGAAACAUUUUCAUCGUAUGACAUUCAUUGUCGGUCGUUGAAUGCCAAAUCCAAGAGAGCACAUAUUGCCGAGGAAGUGAUGUUUUGUGAAAGUGCCAAGAAGCUUUCCGAGCUCAUGGCGGCUCACGAGCGAAUCUGUGAUUUGUUAAUGAAACUUGUUCAGGAAAUGCCGGCGAUGUGCUGCGCAAUCAUGGCGGAUCUGAAUGAGCAGGGAGAAGGAUCCACGUUGUUUGUGUCGGCGUUGAGCGCUUUUGGUGAAGCGGCGAAAAUACAGGCAAUGUUUCGUAAGGUGAGUUUAACGGUGGAACAGAAUCAGCAUAGAUAUUCUCCGGUGUAUUGGUUGAAUCGCGAAGCGGAACGCUUCAUGCAAUCGACGAGUGCCCUAUUCGCCUCGGUAACGAAGGCAUCGACGACCAUGCGUCGUCGAAAGGACUUGAGCAGAGAAUCUGCGCAAAAAUAUAUCACCAGUAGCGGUGGUGCCGUCUGGGAAAUUGCGUCCGGGAUUCAUAAUUAUCUUGAGCGACAUUCACUUGAAACAUUUUCGUUACGUCCGUUUUCGGAGGACGAAACUCAGUACAAGUUGGACUAUUACGAGCAAUACUUGCAAUCGUUCCUCGCUCUCAUCUACGACGCAUUCUUUGACGAACGAAGGAAUUCUCCUAACGGAAUAAUGGUGAGCUAUGCCGCUCGUUCUGGACUUUUCGACAGAUUGUACGACUAUUUCCGAAUGCGCGUCGAAUCGACUCAAUUUUUCGUCAAGCGGACACAAUUGGAUACGACGGAGUGCUACCAGACAAUGCGCUGCUUUGCACGUCUUUUUGCGGGGGUUUCUGAUGUUAAAAUGAUGACUUCGACGAAUACGCACAAACUCGCACUUUCGACAAGCUUACCCGCGUACGUCAACAAAGAAGACCAACGUCACGCUUGGACGCAGUACGAGCAUAUUUCGGAGGCGUUCAACGAUUCGAGAUCCGGGAUUGAUUGGAUCCAUUGUUCUUUGAAUGACGCAUUGCAGUGCCUAUGGGCACCGGAAAAUGAAGACUUUGCCCGCAGGGCAGAUGUACAGGCAGAGACAAACAUCCCGGAUGUUUUCGUACAGUGCAUGCUGCACAUCCUCGGCGGAAGCGAGCAAGCAGGUCCGACUGAGUCACGCCGUGCGGCACCCGCCCCUCCGGUGCAACAGCAAGAGCCGGCGCAGUAUGUCCCAUCGAACGAAAUGAUGGAUGCUAUAUGUGAAAUGGGUUUCAGCAGGGGACAUGCGCAUCACGCUCUCAUGGCCGUGCGUGGCGCAAGUGUGGAGCGAGCGCUAGAACAUUUACUGACUCGACCCAUGGAUGAUGUUCCCGUCGAGCUACCUCCACCACCAGGACCUGAGGCGCAUGAGGUUGACGUGUCGGUGAAGGAACCAACGAGGCCGACAGUUACCCAAGUUGCGUUGAACAGUGAACACACUCAUGCCGUUCAGGGACGUCUGCCUAAAAUGGAUGACUUGGUGAAUGCGCUGUAUGCGUACCAUCAUGUCAGCGCACACAACGGUGCGCUCCUCAUGCUCAAGUUUAUCGAUGCGCAUCAACUGAUUGGACUGAGUCGUGAGGAGUGCACGAAAACUAUUAUUACUGAGCUCGUGCGCAGCCGUGGUGACCACCGAGGUGACGACGCAUGCGGUGUGCAGGCAUCGUGCGAAAGCAAACUGUACGCUUUCGUUGAUGCAUUGGCGCGACAAGGCGAUGAAACCAUCAGACAGGCACUGUGGGGGGACCCGUCGCUGAUCAAUUCUCAGAUUGAUAAAUUUUGCUCAACAGCUCGUGCAUCGUGCAUCGGUAGCGUGGAAGAGUGGCCGUCAAUCUUCACGACGAUGGCAAACUGUGUUGACACCGCUGCGUGUCUUCAGAAGGUUGACAGCAAGACUUACUCAAAAUCUGGCUAUCUGUCCAAAACGCAUAUGUUCUCCGUAGCAGAUGCGUGCGUCCAGUGUCUAUUGACAAUCAUCAAGGAGAAAGGCGCUGAAACGUGCGUGUUCAGCUCCCUCUCAACGCAGGCUGCAAUUCUUGAUCUUCUGGCAAAUUUAUCUCGCGACGUUGGCGUGGCGGAAAGAAUCAUCAACAUGCUCAACUCAGUUGAUGCGGGCAAAAACUUCGCGGAAACGUUGUUCGAUCACUUCUGGAACAAAGAUCACGAUAGUGUCUCGGUCAUUCUCAGACAUCUCAUCGAUGACAAAAAAUCUUUGCAGUCGGCGAUGGAGCUUGAAAUCAUCAAGAGCAUCACGAAGCCACCGCUAGGCAGAGAUUUCAAGGUUGCUCUCAAAACUUUCGGAACUGCUAUGAAACACAUCGUCGAGAGAGAUUAUGAAGUGUUUCAAAAAGCGUUCGCGCGCGUCGCUGAAGUCAUGCCGACAGGCGAAGUUUCUGCUAGCGAUCGUCGUUUUGUGGUUCCGAAAGAAAUACUCAAGGAAUUAGAUUCGCUUCCAGAAGUGAAGCCAUCAAAACACCUUAAAACAGUUGUUGAGAUGCUUUUUAAGACGGCAACCGCGUCGAUAGUAGAUAAUGCGGGAACGGUGUUCAUUUCCGCGCAUGAGCGACAAGCCGCGGCUUACCGCAUGCUGUCCGAGCUAAUCGAAGUUCACCCAUCCAGUGUGAAGUUCAUCAUGAAGCUGGAUGCCGACAAAAACGCCUUCGAGAAUAUACUGCUCCAGCAGUUUCCACUAGCAAGGACGGGUAAAGGCGUUUGGUGUGGAUGCGAAAACGCCGCGUUUUUCAUGGCAAGUCUGUGCGUCAACAACACGAAAGCGCGCAACAGGAUAGUAGAAUGCCUUAUACAGCUCAUGAACGAGUCGCACGCAUCAGCCGAUUAUCCAAAACAUGCAUUUGUCGAUCUGUUGCACGCGCUCAUGGAUUAUGGCCUCGCACGCGGUUAUCAGAGUGGAGAACGAAUCAAAAAUCGCACGGUAUUCAAUCUUCAGCAAGGCGUGCUGAAAACCAUGUACAAUUUGAAGGUGCCAGAGCGACUGGUGGCACUUAUCAGUGAAAUGAAGGUUCAGGACGGCAGGUUGACAGGCAACUCUGGGUUCCUCCGCGUGACUUUAGCCGUCCUAGAGGCGCUCGUAAUGAGAUCGGCGAGGACUAAGCAUGCAACCCGACUAGAUCGUAUAGGUCAUGUGGUGCGGCACGCUAGAGAGAGAGUCACGGCUCAACUGGCACGUGCUGAGGAUCCACAACACAUGCAGCAAGACGAAGAUUUGUUUCAGAAUCUCUUACAGAUUAGCAACGAAGAAGAAGGAGUGGGCCGUUUUGAAGAUUUCGUACGGCGCGUUAAUACUGAAAUCGAUGCCCACGUUGCCCGCAUCUUGACGCCAGACGACGAGCGCGUCGCACAAGAAGCCGACAUGGAUGUUGACGAAGAUCCCGAAGUCGGUCAUGACAUCAUCGAUGCAGACGACGAAGAUGAAGACGAGGAUGAGGGGUCUGACGAGGAUGAGGACGAGGACGAGAACAUCAUGGCGCACGAUUUCUUUAGGAACGGAUCAGAAGAGGAAGAGGAUGACGAAGAAGAAGAAGAUGAUGAUGAUGAAGAAGAUGAAGAAGAUGAAGAAGAAGAAGAAGAAGAAGAAGAAGAAGAAGAAGAAGAAGACGCACAGUUAGUCGAACCUGUGGAAAUCGUCUCAGAUGAUGGCUUGUACGACGACGAGGACUACGACGGAACGUAUGAAGGUGUCACUGACGACGACGAUGAAGUUGACAGCGAAGAAGGGGAUUACGAAGAACCCGAAUCGCCGCUUACAUCUUUUGUGUCAUCAUCCGGUGUGCGAGUGUUACCGCGAGUCACGAAUUCUUCUAUCUCCGCCGCAAGACCGCUCGUAAACGAGAGUAACCAAGUUUCUCGCACUCAAGUCGAAAAUUGGUUUGCGACGGAUUACUCCAGUGCUCUGGCCGGGGUCGACCCAAGAGUCGAGGCACAAUCGGUCAACGAGUUGGAAAUAGCUGGUGGACGACGAUUGAGCGUGUUGGACGGAGCCGAAGGCGGACAGGUUGCGGAGAACGGCUCACAACGUCAAUCGCUGCCGUCUGCUUCGUCUAGAGGGAACGCGCGACAGGAAUAUUUGGGCGGCGGUAUCUGGUCAUCCGGUCCUAGAGAUGAGUUUGCGUCCGUGAACCUCGAAGGUGUGAAUGUGCAGCGUGUUGGCUCAAAUUUGAACAUUACUCUCUCGACACCGCUGGAUUUCAGCGCGAGAUCUCGCUCACUUCAUGAUGUACUCACCACUAUCAGUGGGGAGAUGGCUCGUCUGACCGUGCGUCCGUCUCACAUGGAGUUUUUGGAUCCAGCCUCUUCUGCUAAAGCGAUAUUGUGGCUAGGUGACGGUACUUAUCAGGCACACGCGCCUGAGGCAUUCCAAGUUCGCAAUCAGACGUGCUGGAGCCUUGAUGGCAGACAUGCCCGAGCGAGUUUCUGGUCGCGUAGCAAUGCGACAAGCGUCGGGAACUCAAUCGCUACGGAUGAAAACUUUUUGGUUCCUCAAGAAUCGAUCAAGGUACCCGUGAAGGCCACCCAAGCUCUUGGCGACAUCGCGGAAAAACAACCGGUCCUCGAACCCAACACCCCGACGGAAGCCGACGAAUCGCCCGAGGAACGCACAGCGCGCCAGCGAGCAAUUGCUAUCUCACUGAACAUCGAAGCAAAUGAACUCGCCAUGGUUUCAGAAGAUCUUCGCGAUGAGUUCUUGGAGGCAAACAUGGUUGCUUCUCGAGCUCGCGAAGAGGGCGGCGAGUUUGCUCAGGCAAACCUGUCUGAACUAUGCGCAAUCGACGCGGAGUUUCUGGUUGCCAUGCCACGAGAGAUUCAGCGCGAACUGAUUCGUAAUACUGCCACGGUGGCGAAUAGAGUGUUAGCAAGAGCAGGGCGCGCAGAGAAUCAAAACGAUGGUCGUACAGAUAGAUCAUCUGAGUCCGCCCAAGCGCUGUUGCGUUCCAUGGUCGCUCCAUUUGAAGGAUGGAUGCAUCAAGAUAUCGAUCGUAUUGGAGGAGUAUCUCCGAGCUCUCAGCAAACCGGACGAGCCAGUGACUUCAAACCAUUUAAGUGUCAGAUCGAGCUAGGGGUAUCUCAUAUUAGGAUAUUGCUAGGACUGUUCGCGCUGCAGAAUUUGGAGUUGAAGGACACGUUGAGUAAAAUUUGCGUCAACUUGUGCGUGGUAGAAAGCAACCGAAACAUAAUGCUCCGCGACAUGUUUGAAACAAUGUUUUCGUGUACGCCGUUGUACCCUGUGCAGCAAGACCAUACUCAGGGUGCACGAUAUCAAGCCAUGAGAGUGAGUGACGGUCCGUCUGCCACACUGGCGAGGAGAUUGUUGGCACUGCUGUUGCAAUUGCUUACUCGGAACAAAAACGUCCAAGGAAUGACCGUAGUGCCAAAGAUCUCAACGAAGUGUUUGAUUCCAAUCCUCACGUCGGACGAUGCGCCUAGUAUGUCCCCUUCAGACUUGGGAACAGUCGAGAAACUCAUCGACGUCGCGUCUGAAGCGACGCAAACAGCCAACGAUGGUACAUCCACCGCAGACAUCUCCAUAUUAGUGAUACUUCUCAGGAUGCUCGUUUAUGAAGUGAAAUUUUGGCGGAGUACGUUCGAUCAGAAGGCUGUUGAGACCUGGUGCUCUUGUCUAGACGUAUACUUGACGAAACACGCGGCUGUGAAGCGGUCUUUGGGCGAAUCUACGGUUUUCAGCGAGGUCCUACCUAAGUUUCCUCAUUUGGCGGCAGAUCUCGUGACGUAUCUCAGCACCCCUUACCUCACGUCGAAUGCAUAUGAAAAAAUCUACAGUGUACUCGAAAAGAUUUCUCGAGCCUGUCCGGAGAGUGUCACUGUCGCAAUUCUUGAACGUAUUCAUGUCGACGCAGGAAAAUGUGCAGAUGAUGUCGUGGCUAACGGAGCAGCAGUGGUUGCGAAUGCGGAACCACACGACUCAUGCAUUUCUCUUGAGGAGUCGGAAAAGAUGGCUCAAGCACGGAGUACAGUCAAAGAGCAAGUUCCACUUUUGCUUCGUCUUACAGAAUGCUUCGUGCAGGUUCUUCGAUUUCAUUCAAGGACGGAAGAUGGCGCCGAUAAUCCACUCGAUACGAGAAUCAGAGACGAACUUGUGCGAUACCACCAUCAGCUGCGUCCAUUUUGGGCGAUGCUUAACACGCAUGCAGUGCUGACGCGGAACAGACCCAUCGACUUUACGCGAACAAGUCACGCCGCUACGCUCACAGAAGGUAUCACUGCGUACUUGACUCUCGGAACAAACCUAUUUCCGUUCCUUGAGGGCGAGAUCACAAAGAACAGGAGGGAGUCUGGUUCUUUUGUUCUCCCUACGCCGAGUAUACUGCGGGCACCAUCGCCGGCUCUUGGACGACACGGCGCUCGCAGCUCAUCGUUGCAGCGCUCUUCAAGUCAUGCGCUCGAGGCUCUUUCUAACGCGGGAGGUGCAAACGCGCAAACCGCUGUCAUUUUGAGCGACCUUUGGGUCUUUGUAGAAGCACAUAAAGAACUACUGAACGGAUUACUGAAGGCGAAUCCUCAACUACUGUCUGGGUCUAUGAGGAUUCUACUGCAUAACCCGAGAUUACUUGAUUUCUCAGUGAAACGAGCCGAGGUUCGAUCGCGCAUCAAGAAGCUUCGAGAACGCUCUGUGAAUCGACCGGAGAAUCGACAGUUGCACAUAAGAAGAGAUCGCAUCCUCGAAGACUCGUUCCGUCAGCUCAGCAAUCGGAGUGUGGAUGAGAUUCGCGGUAAGUUGAGUAUCGUUUUCGUUGGUGAAGAAGGAUUGGAUGGCGGCGGUUUGAUCAAGGAAUGGUUCAGCAUUCUGGCCAGAGAAGUGUUCAAUCCCAACAUUGCUCUCUUCGAACUGUCGCACGACAAGGGCUGCUACCAGCCGAACCCAAACAGUGUGGUCCACCCAGAGUACCUCAGUUACUUCCGCUUUGUUGGUAGACUCGUGGGUAAGGCGCUCGUGGACGACAUCCUUCUUAAUGCGUACUUCACACGGCCGAUCUACAAGCACUUACUCGGUCAAGCUCUCACGUACGAAGACAUGGAGGGCGUCGAUCCUGAUUAUUACAAGAGUCUGAAAUGGAUGUUGGAGAACUCGAUCGACGGUGUGAUGGAGUACACAUUUAGUGAAACGACUUCGUAUUUCGGUGAGACUCAGGUGUACGAUUUAGUCGAAAACGGGCGGCACAUCACCGUGACUGAUGAAAACAAAUUUGAGUACGUCAAUCUAGUCACAGCGUAUCGGAUGACGAACGCCGUGAAAGAUCAACUCGCUGCGUUUGUAAAGGGCUUUGAGGAGGUGGUCCCGAGGGAGACUAUUUCUCUGUUCAACGCAGCCGAACUCGAGUUGAUGAUUAGCGGUACCCCAGAUAUCGAUGUAGAAGAUUUGUACGCGAACACUGAGUAUACAGGUUUCAACGUCGGGUCGAGACAGAUUCGUUGGUUCUGGGAUAUCGUUCGAGAAAUGUCCAAAGAGGACUUGGCACGUUUGCUCAUGUUUUGUACGGGCACGUCUAAAGUUCCCCUUGAGGGGUUCAGCGCGUUGCAGGGGAUGCAAGGUCCCCAAAAGUUUCAAAUUCAUCGACAACACGCAGAUGACUCCAAGCUGCCAUCGGCGCAUACUUGCUUCAACCAACUCGAUUUGCAUGAGUAUAGCUCAAAGGAAAUCCUUCGAGAGCGUCUAUUGUACGCGAUCGUCGAGGGGUGCGAAGGAUUCGGUUUCAUUUAG